CUGAUCCUCUCUCUCUCUGGCGAGAAGACGCUGUGUUGACUCAUGGACGCCAGAUACUGACGAAAUUCUUCGUCUCAGUAAACCCUAUACAACAUGGAAACUAACGGCGGCUCCGCUUUCCGUCACCGUAAGUCUCCCUCGUCGGAGCGGUUCCUCGGUAUCUUCUCGCAGCCUCCGUCUACAGAAGCGAAUGGCGGUAGUGGCGUAACCGGCGCGGGUGACGAGCUUAACGAAGAUGAAGUGUUUUGGACCGGAGAUUUCUCCGAAUCGAACCGUCAGCCGAAGAGUUCACCCUCUACGGUUCGCCGGAAUCACCAGUCGAUGGGUUUCCCGCGACCGGAUAGUUUUGGCAUUCUCGCGGCAUUGCCGGAAGACGAGACGAAGCCACCAGUAGGGGACCGGCCUGUCUUGUAUCGGAAGGCUUCAUUUUCUUCUUCAUCUUCUUCGACUCCGUCGCCGUCCUCCUCGUCUUCGCGGAUGAUUCCGGCGAUUCCGAAGCCUCCUCAAAUUCCUCAGGAGAGAGAGUACUCUCAGUCGGUGCCUAACGGGAAGUACCACCAGUCGGCUCCAGUUAACGUGCCGGUGCUGCCGAAGGGGGCGGGGGGCUCAAGAAUCCGGACUUUGUUCGAAGUUGAAGAUGACGAGGGAGAGGAUGAAAUGCUGCCGCCGCAUGAGAUUGUCGCUAGGGGUUCUGCUCGUUCGCCGAUGACUACAUUUUCGGUUCUUGAAGGAGCUGGAAGAACAUUGAAGGGAAGAGAUCUGCGUCAGGUUCGAAAUGCCGUGUGGCGGAAAACAGGUUUUCUUGAUUGAAGAUCCUGGCAGUUUCUUAUUCUUUUACCUUGUUUCUAAUUGAGAAUUUUGUUUCUUCUUUCUCAAUCUUGAUUUUGGGGAACGAAUAUGCUUUCAUCAGAGUUUAUCCAGGUUCAUUUUCCCUUUGUUACAUAUGAGCGAGCAGUGAUAUAGACAUGCCAUACAGAUUUACAAUCUUUUAUUUUUCUUAAGAUUGAUAAAAUUCUUUUAUUGGGUUGGAUUGCAAUCAAGCCUAUGCAAGUUCCUUCA
Messenger RNA from Nelumbo nucifera (sacred lotus), 1059 nucleotides. Lineage: Eukaryota; Viridiplantae; Streptophyta; Magnoliopsida; Proteales; Nelumbonaceae. The record is from RefSeq and is a predicted model, not a curated record.